Messenger RNA from Chlamydomonas reinhardtii, 4962 nucleotides. RefSeq lists its product as uncharacterized. The transcript is spliced from 4 exons. Gene Ontology annotation, molecular function: RNA binding. Bases 87 to 3836 code for a protein of 1249 amino acids. NCBI's taxonomy places the organism in Eukaryota, Viridiplantae, Chlorophyta, Chlorophyceae, Chlamydomonadales, Chlamydomonadaceae. The record is from RefSeq and is a predicted model, not a curated record. Gene Ontology annotation, cellular component: mitochondrial matrix; ribonucleoprotein granule. Gene Ontology annotation, biological process: mitochondrial RNA processing; regulation of mitochondrial mRNA stability; chloroplast rRNA processing.
AACAAUAUCAAGGACAACUGCCUUAACAUUCUACGUUUGUAUAUCCUGUGCGAAUGACUGCAUAGCAAGUUUGCGACGCUAGGGCGAUGUGGGCUUCGGGGCAGUGUUUAAGGGGCUUGCAGCGACAACUCACCAGCUGUAACGCUGCUCCGAGCCGCUCAGCGACUCAGGUUGGCACUCGCGCGGCAACACGACAGCAGCCCUCGCAGGCGGAGCUCGUGAUAGAACAUCAACCUCGACGACAUGGCGCACAGCUGGCUGAUGGAGCGGGGGCAGGGACUGUCGGUCUUGAGAGUGCUGGUGUGGAUGGCGUGCACGUCUGCGGCCUGGUCCCGGUCGCCCCCAUCGCUGUGUCGGGCGCUGCGACUGUAGCAGUUAGCCACCAGCAGCCCGCACUUAUUCCGUCAGCCAUCGACGGGGUAGCGGAGCAAAGCACUGUCUGCUUCACGGCGGGGGGGCAAGUCAACGGCCACACGCAGCCACAGCUGGAGUCGGCAGCCCUGCACCACCACGCGCAACACGCGCAACAGCCCCACCACCAUCGGAGACCUAGCAACGGCGCAGACGCAGCUCACUUCCACCCGCAACUUGGCCGUGGGGCAACAGCCAACGGCAGCAGUAAAAGCUGCAACGCCAACGGCACUAUCAGCGGCGACGCGGGGCAAGGGCAUGGCACCGCCGGUGGUGUGCGGCUGCAGCUCGGCCAGCAGCAACACGCCGCGGCGCUCGCGCCUGACGACCCGUCAACGGCGGCAGCCAACGGCGCCGCGCACAGUCAUUCAACUGUUGUGCAGGGUCACGUGGCAGGAUUAGCCGGCCUGCCGAGCUGUGCCGCGUCUUCAUCCGCUGCAACAGGCAGCGUGCACCAAAGCUCGCUGCCGCACUCAGACUUCUGGGUGAACGUCCGGUCACAGUAUUCCGACUCUCAUCACUUACGUAGCAGUGGCAACAGCGGCAGCGGCUCUGACCUGAUGCCGUACCUAGACGCUGCCAGCCGCAGCUCCGGGCUCGCCAGCACAAGCAGCGCCGGCAGCAGCCGCUACAGCAGCCCGAGCACGCGCGGCUCCACGGGCGGCCGCGGCCCGGUCCCUGCAGCAGCGCACGUAAUGUCGGCUGCGGCAGCUGCGGCAGCAGCGACCGCCCUAACGACUGCAGGUGCAGGUGUGGAUGCUGGCGCGGGGCCGGCCGCUGGGGCCCGUGUGCCGCUGGAGCUUGCGGAGCGGGUGGCCGCCGCAGCGGCGGAUGCCGCGUCGCAGGAGCCGGGCUGGGUGCCGAGCGGCGCUGGCAGUGGUAGUGGCAGGAACAGCAACGGCAACAGCAAACCUGGUGUUACUGGUGGCAGCGCUGCAGCGGGGAGCAAUGGCAACGGACGCAAACCUGGCAACGCUGGCCUGUCGCCAUGGCACCCGGAUGCCGAGCUGCUCUCUCCAUCGACGUUGCAUCAGCGUCCGGAAGGUGACGAGCACUACGCUGCCUUUGAGGAUGACGCAGAAGACUUGGAAGGCGAGGAGGACGAGGACGGGGCCGACCGGCCAGGCCGGCGGCGACGCGGGCGGCGCAGCAGCACCAGCAGCAAUGGCGACGGUGAUCCGCUUGAAGUGCCGCGGCCCCGGCAGCCGCGGCACCCGUCGCGCGCGGAGCACCGCAUGUUGCGUCAGCAGGCGGUGGUGCGCCAGCUGGCGCUGCGGCCGCGUGCGCCCGCGCCUGAGGACCUGCGCCUCACGUCCCGCAUCAUGACCACCACGCACUGGUCACAGCUUCUGCCGCUGCUGGCAGACCAUGCGGAGGUGCACGAGCGGCGCCAGCGCCAGCAGCUACACAGCCAGCAAAGCAGCAAGGGCGCCGGCGGCAGCCGUGCGCUGUCGCCAGGGGCGCGAUCGGGCGCCACCAACAGUGGCAGCGACAGCGGCAGCGGGAGUGGGAAAGGCGCAGCAGGGCUCAAUGCGCUGGCGGCGGCCGCCGCCGUGGCGUCCAGCGGGCACGUGCCCAUGGGGGCGCUGCCGUACACGCCUCAGCACGUGGCGGCGGCGCUGCAGCGUACGGCGCAGCUGGUGGAGCACGGCGCGGGGCCCGGCAGUGCGUCGGAGGCGCGGCGGCUGCACGGCCUGGUGGACUGCCUUGCGCGACUGGCGGCGGCGCUGCUGCCGUCGCCCGGGAUGGGGUUGCGCGAGAUCUCCGGCGUGUUCCACUCCCUCGUGCGGCUACGGCACCCAGUCGGCAAGCCCUACUACAUCGCGCUCAUGACUGCCGCGCGCCAGCGCUUCACCACCGCAGCCACGGCAGCUGCGCCCGCAGCCGUUCUGGCCUCCCCGCCAGAGUUCCCCGACGCCGAUGCCGCAGACGGCUCCGGUUCUCCUGCGGGCUCUGCUACAGGCUCCUCUGCCGCGGCUGCGGCUGGCGCCGCGCACGACCUGUCGCAACUGGUCUGGUGUGUGGCGGCAUGCGGCAUGGCUGGGCUGAGGGCGGACUGGGCGGCGGCGUAUGCAGCUGCACUGCAGCCGGUGGUGACGUCGCUGGCGCCCAAGGGUGUGGCGAUGGUGUUGUAUGGCUUGGCGCGGCUGCGCAGCCCGCCGCCUCCGGCGCUGCUUGCGGACCUGUGUGCGCAGCUGGUGCGACACAUGGAGACCGCGGGAGCCGCGCUGGAGGGGGCCAGCGUGGACGGCAGCGAGUGGGAAGCCGUCAAGGCGUGCGCGUCGAGGUGCGCUGAGGAGGAGCGGCAGCGCGUGCGGUCGCAGCAGCAACAGCAGGCCGGGGCCGGGGCUGCCGCUUCCUCGGCGCCCUCCGGCGCCGAGGCUUCGCCGUACGGAACCAAUGGUGCUGACCACAACGACGGCGGCAGCACGGGCACCGGCACACGCACUGGCAGCAGCACGGGUGGUCACUGCAGGCCGGUGGACGUAUCGCUGUCGCUGUGGGCGCUGGCAACGCUGCGGCUACCGCCCGGCGGCUUCUGCCCGCGGCUACUGCCGGCGGCGGAGCGCUACAGCCUGGCGCACCUGCCCGACUUCCCGCAGCAGGAGCUGUCCAACCUGCUGUGGGCGCUGGCACGGCUGCAGCACCGGCCCUCGCCCGCCUUCAUGUCACGCCUGUACGACACCACGGGCGUGCUACUGCCCGAGCUACAGCCGCAGGCGCUGUCCACGCUGCUCUACAGCCUGGCGCAGAUGGGCGCGGCGCCGGAGCAGGCCUGGUUGGCGGCGGCGGCAGGCCGCGCGGCGGAGACGCUGCCGGGCUCUGGGCCGCAGUCCAUGGCGCUCACGGUGUAUGCGCUGGCGGUGCUGGGCUACAGGCCGCAGGACUCGUGGCUGCACGCCUUCCACUCACAGCUGGAGGCACAGCGCAGCGGCGUGGACACCCGCGUGCGCGACAAGGUGCGGGAGGCAUACCGCCUCAUGGCCUUCCGCCCCGCGGGAGCAGGCGCCGGUGCGGGCGCCGGUGCCGGCGCCGGCGGCGGCGCCACGGGCGCAGAGCUGCAUGGAGCCAGGGCCAGCGGCACCACGCCAGGCGCCGCAGCAAGCGCGCGCCGGAACAGCAUGGCAGCAAGUAGCAGCAGUGCCGCGGCGCCGGGGCUGCGCGCAGCGCCGUCGAGGUGGCAGGCGACGGCGGCGGCAGCUGACCGGCCGUCGCAGCCAGCGGCCCGGCGGGCGGCGCGACCAGAUGCACGACAGUCCGCACCUGCGGCCUUGACAGGCGGAGGGCAGCAGCAGGGCGCUGCGGAAGGCGCUGCCCUGGACGAUGACCCGGGCAUGCUUGUCGAGCCUGCGGCGCCGCAUGCGGAGGACGCUGCGUCCCCUGCUGUGUCCGUGCUCGCGCGCCCUUCGCGCUUUGGCUUCUAAUGGCAAUGGCGGGGCUCGCCUGCCUAGCGCAACGGCGGCAGCACCUCACCGGCCGCCACCCGGCAGCUAAGGCCUUGCAGGAUGGAGCAAGUGUCGGAGCGCCAGGCAGGGCAUGCGACGGGCCACGCACUGCACGUGCUGCCAGGAGCGACACGGGGGCUGUGGAGUCACGUGGAGGCGGCGAAGCCUGUGAGCUGGGGCGUGUGGUUGGGACGGCGAAGGGCCAAGAGCCAGUAGCUUAUUUGAGCCAACCUUGAGAAGAGGGCAAAUUGAUGUCAGGGCAAGAGGCAGAACAGAUAUUAUCGCAGCUAGGAUUUUGCCUUCGAAAGGGAUUCUGUGUGGGUUUGCCAGCUGCUGGUGAUGGGAUUGGGGCCGGGCCAAGCGCAACCUCAUUUCAGAUUGACCAGGCAGCGGGCACCCGCACAGACCCAUGUACAUCACCGAAUAACGCUCAUAUUUUGUUUGUUGUUCAACGUGUAGCCUAAGAAAGAGGGCCUCACCAAAGGUGGGGACUUGCGGUAGGACUCCAUUCGUGUGCGUUGUGUAUUUGUGUGCGUGUUCUCAUCAAUGGGCAGCUGCUUGCAUGCGUAGACAGACUGAAGGGGGCCAUGAUGCGUGUGCGCGUGCAGUGGUUCGGAGUGUCAUGUCGUUGUUGGGUCAACGGGGAGGGAGGUAGCGCAGAGACAUGGGAAAACGCAGGGCGCUCGCGGGGGCAGCAGGAUGGAGCUCCGAUACGGGGCCAUGGCCAGGGCGGCCGGGCUAAAAGGCACUUGCGUCCUCAGCUGCACGCCCGUGUAGCGCUGUGGACAAGUGAGAACGGAUGUGAUCAAAGCGCGCGGUUCCGGGUGUUUGCGUCAAGAGCGCGAGCUUGUAACCCAAGAUGACGCAGGCUGCAUGUCGGCCACGAGCCCGUGCCCGCUUUACGUGCUGCUGGGUUAGGGCGGCAUAAACAUGCCGCAAUGCGCAGACAAAUUGACAGUGACAGCGCUUAAGGUUGUGCGGGCGGAUUGUGGCGGGAAACGCCAUGCGGGCCCAGGAUGCGGGCCCAUGGCUCCGCGUCAUCUUUUGAGCAGGUAAAGGAAACCUCUGCAACACGCGUAACGAUGCGACUCGUACGCUGCAACCC